Messenger RNA from Tripterygium wilfordii, 2562 nucleotides. RefSeq names its product GTPase Der. The coding region runs from base 297 to 2252 and encodes 651 amino acids. NCBI's taxonomy places the organism in Eukaryota, Viridiplantae, Streptophyta, Magnoliopsida, Celastrales, Celastraceae. Gene Ontology annotation, molecular function: GTP binding. The transcript is spliced from 10 exons. The record is from RefSeq and is a predicted model, not a curated record.
UCGUCCUCUGCUGCGCGACUUCACCUUGCAAUUGCAGAUGUUGAACCCUAAAAUUCGCAUACGAAUGUGCUUCGCUUGUUGCGCUGGGAUUUGACUCGGUUCUGUGCUAUUUAUUUGUUCUAUUCUUUGCUGUCGCUUGUUCUAGUCUCUGCUGGAGGUAUUCUGUAUUCUCUUUCAUUGGUUCUAGAGGUGUUCCUGUUCGUCGGUUGUUCUAGUCUGCUGGUCGACUCAGGUUUUUUUGAACUACUGUUUCUAUUUGUUUUCGGGAGUUAAUUGUUGUGGCCUUUUAGCAUCUGAUGCAAUUGGGCAUGUCCCGGUCAUGGUUGCCAGCCAUGUGGACCCGAAAGAUGUGUCAUGGUUUCAGGUUCAGCAUCCUUUUCCGAAGUGCUUCUCCACCUAACCAAGUGCAUAAUAACCUCAAAACUCCUGAAUUCCGUUGUUUCCUUACAUAUGGAAAAAAUCAUGCCAGAAGUUCAUUAGGAUCAUCGCAUAACGGUGCAAUUGAAAAUGGCAAGGGACUUGCUUAUCCUUUUGAGGUGCUUAAAGCUGCUAAGGAAUUUUGCACAAUAGCGGAAAAUGUGGAGUUGAGUUUGAAUUCUUGCAAUAAUGAGACAACAAGUAACAUAGAUAUAGUUCAAGUUAAUUCUGAUGACAUUGUUGCUGAUAAGGGUGUAAAGUGCGGUGUAAAGAGUAUGCAGGGAAAGCCAGAGGUGGACUUCACGAAAAUUGAUAUCAAUUUGCUUCCUACCGUUCUUAUUGUUGGCCGCCCAAAUGUGGGCAAGUCUGCACUCUUCAAUCGGUUGAUUCGGAGGAGAGAGGCUCUUGUGUACAACACUCCGGCUGAUCAUGUUACUAGGGACAUAAGAGAAGGCCUUGCUAGAUUGGGUGACUUGCGAUUUAGAGUGCUGGACUCUGCUGGGUUAGAAACGGAAGCAACAUCAGGUUCUAUUCUUGAUAGAUCUGCUGGAAUGACUGCAAAUGUGUUGGCGAAGACUCAUUUUUUAAUUUUCCUUAUAGAUGUGAGAACUGGGGUGCAUCCAUUGGAUAUGGAGGUGGGCAAGUGGCUGCGCAAACAUGCACCAGGAAUCAAUCCUAUAGUCGCAAUGAAUAAAUCGGAAUCUCUUUGUGAUGGCACCUGCACCCUUGCCGCGGCUAUUGACGAAGCCCAUAUGCUAGGAUUUGGGGAUCCUAUCGCUAUAUCUGCUGAGACUGGGUUGGGUAUGACAGAACUUUAUAAAGCUCUACGGCCAUUGCUUGAGGAUUAUAUGAUCCAAGUUUUAAAUGAUAACUGUAAUCAAGAAAAAGGCUCCAGUCAGGAUGCAUCCGAUGAGACUGACGAGUCUAAGUUGCCACUGCAGUUAGCAAUUGUUGGAAGGCCGAAUGUUGGGAAGUCUACCUUGCUGAAUACUUUGCUGCAAGAAGAUCGUGUUAUGGUUGGUCCAGAAGCUGGUUUGACUAGAGAUGCAGUUAGAGCCCAAUUUGAAUUUCAAGGGAGGACUGUAUAUUUGGUUGACACUGCAGGUUGGUUGCAAAGGACAAAGCAGGAGAAAGGACCAGCAUCAUUGAGCAUAAUGCAAUCUAGAAAGAAUUUGAUGAGGGCUCACGUAGUUGCUUUAGUCCUUGAUGCUGAAGAGAUUGCAAAAUCCAGCCGUAGUAUGACGCAUGCGGAGGUUGUUAUAGCGAGGCGUGCUGUGGAAGAAGGCCGGGGUUUGGUUGUAAUUGUGAACAAGAUGGAUCUUCUAAGAGGGAAGCAGUUAAACGAGAAGGUUAGGGAGGCUGUUCCUCUGGAAAUUCGAACUGUUAUACCCCAGGUUGUAGGAUUUCCAGUUAUCUUCAUUUCAGCUUUAGAGGGCAGAGGCCGGAUAGCGGUGAUGCGUGAGGUGAUUAAUACAUACGAGAAAUGGUGUUUGAGGUUGUCUACAGCUCGUCUUAAUCGUUGGCUGCGUAAGGUUAUGAGCAGGCAUUCUUGGAAAGAUCAGGCUGUGCAACCCAAGAUCAAAUAUUUUACCCAGGUGAAGGCCCGACCGCCUACUUUUGUUGCUUUCGUGAGUGGAAAGACACGGCUCUCGGAUCCCGAGCUCAGGUUCCUUACAAAGUCUUUGAAGGAAGACUUUGACCUGGAUGGGAUUCCCAUACGAAUCUUGCAGCGGUCUAUUCUAAAAAAUACGGAGUUCAGUGGCAGCAAAAACAGCCAAUCUACAGGGAGAAAGUCUGAAACGUUGUCGUCGGACAAAAGAAAUGUCCUCGCUUAAGAAUUCAAAGAUUGAACUAGAUAAUGUAUUUUGCAUCUUUUAUAUGUUAUGUCUGAUUAACAAAAAAAGAAAAGAGAAGAAAAGAAAGGCUUGUUCAGAUGCUGAAGUUGAGUGUGAUACAUAUGGAUCAUGCGGAGCAUUCUGUUGUACGAAACGUUGAGGGUACCAGUAGCAAGAGCAUCCAAUCUACAGGUUGAAUGUCUGAAACAUUCUUCUUGUCUCAAUAAAAAGAUUAUUGAUAAUGGAGACUGGUGAAGAUUUGCAGUGUGAGAGGCUCUAUAUAUAUAUGCUGGUUCUUUUGUGGUUGCAA